AUGCGGUUAGCUGCGAAAUCGAUUUUGCCCUUCCUGCUGCUCCCUUCGACGAUGGCCAUAUUUUUCGGAGGUGGAGGUGGAGGAGGGGGAAGGGGUGGAUGUUGUUGCCGAUGCGGAACACCACAGCCACCAUCUUGUGGAUGUCAGCCUGCCUGCCCAGCCCCUCCACCAUGUCCAGUAUGCCGGCCGAAGCCGUGUCCCGUUUGCGCGCCGGCCCCGAGCUCUGGUUGCGGUGGAGGAGGUGGCGGAUGUGGCGGAGGAGGAGGCGCCUACGCUAUCGCCGGCCCUGCAAACUACGCCCAGGCUCCGCAAAUUGGCUAUGCACAAGUGGGCCCAAGCUACGCUCAAUCGGGUCCUGUCGGCUACGCGGGGCCACCAAUGACGGGUCCGAUUCCACAGGCAAUUCCGCAAAUGAACUAUCAACCACCGCCACAGUAUGCUGCGAAUAUCCCAGCUGGCAGCUAUCAGGGACCGAUGGCCAACCCGCUUCCAAUCGCAGCCCCGCAACAAAUAGAACCCGCCUACAAUACACUACCAACGGCCGGAAGCUAUAAAGACGUGGCGGUGGAUUCGGACCCGAACUCCUCGGCGCCCAACGAUAUUGCGGCAGCUGUCGAGGCGGCUGAUAUUGCAGACGAGCCGCAACGCGACGAUCCAAACCCCUGUAAGCCGGCGGUCAAAUAUGUGCUACUGCGAGAAGCGGGCAAUGGCCGAAUGGAGGAGGUCGAGCUCGAACAGGGAAGCGUCGCCGAACUGGCCCCGGGCCAUGAGGAAGCUAAAAUGCACCCAGAGAUGGGCAUGGACCGCGACGCUCGGAUGCAGGGGAAACGGCGUGGCGAUGAGGAUAUUGAUGAAACACCCAUGCUCAAAGGGUCGAAACUGUUCACAAAUGAGGGGAAAUGCAACAGCAAACAGUUGGAGAAGUUGAUUAUGCAGAAUAUCGUCUCCAACGAUGCGUUAGCGUCAAAACGGGCAAUUCACGAAGCAUCACUCGCUAUGAAGCCAGCCGCGGGGGUUGAUGUGAUUUGUUCGGAAACAGGCUUCACCUACCUCGUCUCCACCGUGGAGCACUGUGAAGCCCAAAAGGACAACGUCAUCUGCUUCGUCUACAAAAGGCCGCUG
This is a messenger RNA of Mesorhabditis spiculigera, 1122 nucleotides long. Lineage: Eukaryota; Metazoa; Nematoda; Chromadorea; Rhabditida; Rhabditidae. The record is from the annotation of a GenBank genome assembly.